AUGUCGUACGGCAUUUACGUGAAGGCGGCCGAUGACGUUCCUAAGGAAUUAUUAGAAGAAUUUCACAUACCUACCAAGCCGAUAAUCUACAGAGGGACAGAAGACGAACCGAACGUGACGAAACAUUUUGUAAAGACGAUAGUGGAGUUGGGUUUACGCGUGGAGCAAAUGUUGAAGACGAAUGAACCUAUUACGAUGACUGACGUAGAGCGAGAGAUACAUUUGACCUGCGAAGAAUGCAACUCAUGUAGAAAUAAAUUUUCUGCACAAAAUUAUAAAGUCGCCGACCAUAUCAACCUGUUUGGGAGAUUCGGACAGACGCUUUGCAAUACCUGUUACCUAAAGUUACAGAUUCCUAGUUUCUGGCCGUGCUUUUUCCAUAAUCUUAGCAAUUACGACGCGCAUUUCUUCGUCACGGAGCUGGGAUACGAUGCCGAAACAAUUUCAGUCAUUCCUAAUAGUGAGGAAAAAUUUAUUUCGUUCUCGAAGUACGUGAGCAAGACCUUCACCGUAAGAUUUAUAGACACGUGUCGUUUUAUGGCGUCGAAACUUUCAUCACUCGCGUCGAAUCUAUUAAUACCGGAUUUCAUUAGGUUCCGCGAGACAAUGAAAGUGUUCAACAAAGAGGAUAUGUCACUUGUUACGAGGAAGGGUGUAUAUCCGUACGAAUAUACAGAUAGUUGA
Molecule: messenger RNA, 684 nt
Organism: Cinara cedri
Lineage: Eukaryota; Metazoa; Arthropoda; Insecta; Hemiptera; Aphididae
Source: the annotation of a GenBank genome assembly